Messenger RNA from Sungouiella intermedia, 1128 nucleotides. The record is from the annotation of a GenBank genome assembly. NCBI's taxonomy places the organism in Eukaryota, Fungi, Ascomycota, Pichiomycetes, Serinales, Metschnikowiaceae.
AUGCUGAUGGAACUAAUACCCACCUACUCGGGCCCUCACUACGCAGAUUCUUCUAAUUGCUUUCAUCGCGAAUUGUUUAUGCCAACGCUACCGAACCUUCUCUUGGACUCGGAGUGUUUCUUUGAUAUGCACCCGAACACAAAUGAAGCUGGUCUCCCUGGUAGCCAUGACAAUCAUCCGAUCCAACUUCGACAGGAUGGGUUUGACUACGAAGACGACAAUGAACAUACAUCCUCGAACCCCCAAUCAGUGACUGGUACAUUGGCGGGGUCUCACUGGCCAGUCCAAGGCACCCAGAGUCAUUCAUCUUCCAAUGACGAUGCCCUGGGGAUUUCCUAUGACUCCCCAUUCAAACCUUUUUCGACAGAAAGCAUUAGCCACUCUUCAUACUCGGCUCAUCUGACUCAUUACUAUAAUGCCCUGGUGGUACCAGACAUUUCUCACUCGGUUACCUACCUGCCACUGAAUGAUGUUGCGAGCCUGACCUCAACAUUUGCUUCUCCUAUUCACGGGAGCCAGCACCACUUUGCACCACUCAUGGCUCACCCUGACCAUGGGGCCGUCAAAAAGGAGACAUAUGACGAACCUGUUCACCUGAGAUAUCCAGGUAAUUUGCCAAGUUUGCCACAGAGUACUCCAAAUGCCGGUCCUGUUGAGUUGUCCACCUCCUAUCCCGGUAGCACUCUUGGAGAUGUGCAACGCUACCCCGAUAUGACCACAAUGGUUAAUUCUAACGCUGCUAUUGCGGCUCCGAUGGUGGAAACCACAUUUGUCGACUUGAAAGUGUGUAAUGUAUGCGGGAAGAGAAUCACAAGGGACAUGAUUCGUCAUAUGAGAACCCACCAGGCCCACAAGAGGUUUAAUUGCAUGUUCCCCAAAGAUUCAUGUGAUCACAAGUCGGGCCAAUUCAACAGAAGAUACGAUUUUAAGAAGCAUUUGCUAAACAAACAUUUCGACUUUGUCAAUCCAAGUGUGAAGAAAGUACACAAUUUGCGCGAUAAGCUCAAUGAUUGGGGUUAUUGUCCUUGUGGACGGCAAUUUUUAUCGAGUGACUGGCUCGAAAAUCAUAUCCUUACGGAUGAUGAAACGAAGAAAUGUCCAAUGAUGACAGAGAAAACAAAUAGGUGA